Belonocnema kinseyi is the source of this 4065-nucleotide messenger RNA. RefSeq names its product MAM and LDL-receptor class A domain-containing protein 1-like. The transcript is spliced from 18 exons. Gene Ontology annotation, molecular function: ATP binding; protein kinase activity. Gene Ontology annotation, biological process: protein phosphorylation. Bases 267 to 4028 code for a protein of 1253 amino acids. Gene Ontology annotation, cellular component: membrane. Lineage: Eukaryota; Metazoa; Arthropoda; Insecta; Hymenoptera; Cynipidae. The record is from RefSeq and is a predicted model, not a curated record.
UAAUAACUACCUCUUUUCUUUUUAAAUAUGUCUUGUAAAUGUGAGUUUACUCUCUGAGUAAUGAUUGAAGGACAAUAAACAGUAAUGGCUGACCUGAUAGGAAAUUGUGUAAACAUUAGUAGAGUAUAAUUUUAUAAUUUUCUUUCAGUUUCGUUCUAAUCUUAAUUUUCGAAGAUUUAAGAAUACGAAGACUGAUCUAUGUUUAAUUAAUUUCUAUUUUAAUUUAAUUUCGUACAUUUUUUAUUAAAGUUAUUUGAGUGUUUAACAUGAAUUCUGACGAUUACAAUUUUGAAAGUGUUUUAGGCUGUGGAAUAUUUGGAACGGUGCAUUUGGUAACAAGAAAAAGAGAUUGGAAACCAUUUGUUAUCAAGGAGCAAAAAUUGAGUGCAACUAGUAUUAUGAGUUUCAAGAUGGUUUUGGGAGAAAUAGAAUCAAUUCGACAGCUUAGACAUCCGAAUAUUGUAUCUUAUCGUGGAGCUUGGCUCGAAGGAAGUCGAAGUUACAUUGUGAUGGAAUUUGCUCGACACGGAACUCUAAAAGACUUGCUUGAAAAACGACGAUUACCUUUGAAAGAAGAGGAUGCACUGUAUCUAUUUACUCAAGUUGUUCUAGGUGUCCAUCACAUUCAUUCGAAAAAUAUUUUACAUAGGGAUUUGAAACCUGAAAAUAUUAUGCUCUCUGGUCGAAAUGCUGAUGUGGUGAAAAUUGUGGAUUUUGGACUUUCCAAGAACUCUCACGAAGCUACGUUGUGUCACGCAGGAACAUUAUUUUACAUGGCACCAGAAAUGUUGCAAAAACAAAUUUAUGAUUGUAAAUCCGACAUUUGGAGUAUGGGAGUCGUUCUUUACGAAAUGGUCACAAAGAGACUUCCUUUUGCGGCCAAGAGUCUGCCGGAAUUAUUGGAAAUGGUCAAAUUUGAAAAUCCGAAGCCCUUGGAGAAGGGAUUAUCGAUCGAUUUAAUCAGCGUAAUUUCCAAGAUGCUAAGGAAGAAAUCAGCUCUUCGACCUUCAACAGAUCAACUUCUGCUUUCUCCUUGCCUGAUAAAAGUCAGGGCAAAAGCUUAUCUUAACGUCGGUCGCUGCACUCCAAUUCCAAAUAUCGAGUUUGCACAGAAAGUAUUUUUUAACUUUUUAAAACCUUCUUUCAAGCGUCUCGAGGAGAUAGUCGAGACGAGGUUCGAGAUGAGUUUCGAGACGAUGUUCGAGAUGAAUUUAAAGAAGAAAAUCGAGACGAGAUUGGUGUCCGAAAAAGCGAGAAUUUCGAUAAUGAAAAAUUCAAAGAGUGUUUUUUUCUUAUUGUUUUUUCAUAUUUUGUGUGUCAGAGGAAUAAAUUGGUACCCGAACAAUUUGGGACCUAUGUUCGGUGAGCAAAUCGAUUUGAUUGGUGCCGAAAAUAUUUCGUCUUUGCCGGAACAAAAUGAAUCUACUUUCAUUACAAUUGAUCGAGAAAGCAGUUCCCCAAAUCCGAUUGACUCUAUCGAUCGAUCGGAUGCACCCUCAAAUCGAAAUGAACCUUUUGAUGAGGUAGAAAGAAUUGAGCCUAAACAAUGGCCAGAGAGACCGGAAAUUUUUCCAACUCGAGGGAUUUCCUCUACUCUUUCCACGACUGCGAGAACUUUUUCUCCAAGAAGAGGGACAAAUCCGACGACUUUGGCUCAACGAGAUCCUGCAACACAGAGGUACCCACUAGUAACUGCACCCCCUCCAACAGCAGCUGUAGAUGAAGUAUUUUGUGAUUUUGGACCUCUCCCUGGGCAAUCACUUUGCGAAUGGCAAGAUGGAAACGGUGCUUUGAAAUGGAAUCCAGGAACUGGUCUUGGUACCAAUUGGAUGGGUGGACCACCGAUUGAUUCUACAGCUGGAUCUCCCGAAGGAGGAUAUGCCUUUUUGGAAACUUCUCAUGUGCCACCAAAGGAUAAAAAAUUAAGAAGUCCGGGAGGCCUUUUGCAUAGUCCUCAACUAGGAACUACGGGGGUGGUUGGAACCUGUUUCAUGUUCAAAUAUGCGAUGAAUGGUUUGAGUUCAGCAGGUCUCAGGGUUCUUUUACAUAUGGGAAUUGAUGAAUAUUCAAUAAAAAAGGAAAGAGCGGAUGAAAUCCCAACAGAAAUUGGAACCAAGGCUCCAAAUGCGACAACUCCAAACAAACCCUUCGAUGCUGGGGAGGAAAGAGUUCUUUGGCACGCUCAGUAUUAUGUCCUUGGAGUUUGGCAACAGGCCCAGAUCCUUUACACGUAUCCUGAAUUACAUUCGCUUGUGAUUGAAGGUGUUCCUGUGGAUGCUGCCGAUCCUUCAAGACUUUAUCGUGGUUACAUCGCAAUUGAUGACAUAGAUCUUCAACCAGGUUCCACCUGUGUUGGAUUCUGCAAUUUCGCAGGGGGAUUUUGCGAUUGGACCAACGAUGUUGAAGAUGAUUUCGACUGGACGAUUAGCAGAGGAAGUAAUGACCCAACAACAGGACCAGCGAUAGACAGUUCCAGUGAUCGAGCUACUGCGGGUGGAUAUGCUUAUAUCGCAUCCAGCUUUCCUCGACGACCUGGGGAUGCCGCUAAACUCAUGAGCGUCAGCUUCCCCGGCACAGGACCAGAUUCUCCAAUGUGCAUGCACUUUUGGUUUCACAUGUUUGGCUCAGGAAUAGGAAACUUGAAGAUUCAUCUACGUCAUUUUCGAAAUUUGGACGCAGAACCACAUGAAAUUUGGAGUCUGAGCGGGAAUGCAGGAAAUGCUUGGUUCAAAUCCGAGGUCACCAUCAGUUCUAUUGAAGACUUUCAACUUAUCUUUGAAGCUACGGUUGGCAAUACUGGAAUGGGAGAUAUUGCUAUUGACGAAAUCACUUUUUCUCCUGGCGUAUGUCCCGCUUUACCACAAGUUGCGGCACCCAAUCCAAGAGAUUGUACUUUCGAAAUCGACGAGUGCGACUGGGUUAAUUCUCGGGAUCCAGAUAGAGUCGAAUGGGAAAGAGUAUCAAAUUCAGUCUUGAGUCCUCGAAACCAGAGGAAACCUUACAGCAACGGCCAUACAGUUAGUCGUCGAAACGAAUUUUUUUUGGGACUUGGACGUUCUAGAGGUGCACGAAUUAGUGGAGGUGGUACAGCUCAAUUAGUCAGCCGAGAUAUGAAGGGAUCUGAUGAGCCUCUAUGUAUCACCUUCUGGUAUUUUAUGUUUGAAUCUUUCAUCGAUUCGACUGGUCCUAGUUUAGGAGUUCUUCGAGUUUUAAUACAAUCCUUGGGCGAAACUGCUUCAGAAGCCACACCAAUUUGGCAACUUUAUAAUAAUCAAGGACUGACCUGGAAUUUUGCACAAGCGAGUAUAAACGAAAAAAAGGAUUUUAACAUCAUCUUUGAAGGCACUUGGGGACCCAACAGAGCAAGUGGUAGCAUUGCAAUUGAUGACGUUGCUUUUUAUACUGGAAACUGCACCGCGAGACCUACGAGUGCAGUAGUGAAGAGAGAAGAUUGCAGUUUCGAAAAAGGAUUAUGUGGUUGGGAGAAUAAAACAUCUUCUGUGAAUGAUAGGACCGUGAAUUGGCAACGAGCAUUCCUGACUCAUAGACCGGCACAGCUAUUAGACAAGACUUUCGGUGCAACGGGAGACUUUGUCUUUUUUGAUAUUUUUACUACCAAUCAAAAGUCAGCAGAAGUUCAGCUUUUAUCGCCAGUGGUUAAUAAUGCGCCUGAUGAGACUGCAAUUUGCUUCACAUUCUGGUUUGCUGCCUUUGGUGUUGAGGAAUCGACAACUUUGAGAAUUAUUAAAGUGUCUGUUGAAGGAGACAGGAUUGAAAAUGAAGAUGAAGAGGGCGAGGAUAAAGAAUUGCUCUGGCAAUUGUCUGCGAAGGGAUUUAAUAAUAUAAGGCCCUCCUGGACAGCAGCACAAGUCACAAUAGACGCAAGAACACCUUAUCGCCUGAUUUUGGAAGGCAGUGCAAGCAAUGGAGGCUUCGCUAUUGACGAUAUCAAAUUUCAACCUGAAGCUUGUACCACGAGACCAGCAGCAGCAGCUAGCUCAACUGACGACACUCGAGUCCUAACCUAAAAUUGUUCGCUGUUACUUAAAAUUCAGAAUAUAUCGA